CUAACUAUGCGACUCAAUACAGCAGCGGGUCGUUGCACAUAGCUCAUAACAUGCGACGACAUUUGUAAUAAAGCAGCGAAAGUAGUUCUCGAUCUCGCAGCGGCAGUAGUUGUAAAUGCGACAAACACUUCUACAAAUGACUAGAAGCUGUAGUGUAGAAAACGUUAUGUUUGCGUCAAACCUAGAUGAAGAUGUUCAUGCAUGCAACCGCACUCGGCAAAUUUUCUCUUCUCCCCUCUUUUAA
This is a messenger RNA of Amoebophrya sp. A25, 244 nucleotides long. NCBI's taxonomy places the organism in Eukaryota, Dinophyceae, Syndiniales, Amoebophryaceae. The record is from the annotation of a GenBank genome assembly.